UGGCUGUUAAGUGUUACGUGAUGCCUCCUAAGGGAAGAAAGCAUUGUCGAAAGUUACCUCCCGACUUCCUUAGCAACCUUCCUGAUAACGUGAUCGAUGUUAUUCUGAUGCGUUUGCCUUGUAAAGAAGCUGUGAGGACAAGCAUCUUAUCAAAGAAAUGGAGGUAUCACUGGUGUAGAAUUACAGAGUUGAAUCUUGAUUCAUGUCUUUGGGAAACAAAAAUGGAUAAGCUAUACCCUACAGUCAAAUUUACGAAGAUUAUCUACCAGAUUUUGUCUCUUCAUGAAGGCCCAAUUACUAAGUUUAGCCUCGACAUUGCUGUUCUGAAAAGCUGUCCUAAUAUUGACAACUUCAUACAUUUUCUGUCUAGGAAUGAUAUUCAACAACUUGUUCUUGAGCUUCCAUGGGGUAAAAUGUACAACCUGCCUUCUUCACUUUUCACAUUUUCGCUGCUGAGUCAUCUAACUCUUCAUAAUUGCGUAAUACAUCCUCCAUCGGACUUUCAAGGAUUUGAUAAGUUAAUUAGCCUGAAACUAUGUGAUGUCACUAUCUCUCCUGAAUUGCUCGGAAGUUUAAUAUCUCAAUGCCCGUUGCUUGAUAAGUUGGAGCUGGAAAUAUCGGAAGAUUCACUUUCAGAUGUGAUAGAAAUUAAUGCCCCCAAGCUGAGAUCUUUUGAUUUCACAGGCAAUAUAACUUUUAUCUGUCUAAUGAAUGUACCUCUUCUGGCAGAAGUAUCUCUGAGCUUAUAUCAGGGUUCUUCUAUGGAGGCAGAUAAUUUCUUUUUUGCAAUGUUUUUCGAGUCGUGUACUGCUCUCGAGAGACUCUUCUUGCACUUCAAUGGUUCUGAGAUACAGCCUGAAGAUGAUGACGAAGUAGCUACGAGGCUUCCCUUUGAUGUUAACUGUGUCAAAUAUCUUUACCUACGUUUUCUUUUUCUGGAGGAGUCAUAUGACCUCUCACAUGUUCUUUGCUGUAUAAGAAGCUUCCCAUAUUUAGAAUAUCUCGAAAUACAGGUUGGCUUUGGAGAUGAUGGUAAUAUAGAAUCCCUUGAACUCGAACAUUUCACAGAUUUGACAUUAAAUCACCUCAGGGAAAUUAAGGUAGAACGCUUUGAAGGAACUCCGCCUGAGAUGCAACUUCUCAAGCUUUUGUUAGCCAAGUCCCCGGGAUUGGUUAGAAUGCUAAUUGAUACAUGGAUUCCAGAUGAUACUAUUGUAUCAAGACCAGGUGCAUUCACUGAGGUAUCAAAAUUUUGGCGUGCAUCGCCUAAAGCACAAGUAGUCCAUAAAUCAUGAUCUUUGUCGUUGUAUAGUGCAUCACCUAAACCCGAGUUUCUGUAAUAAGAUACACAGACAGUGAAGAAUCUGUUAUGAACAUGAGCAUAUCUGGAUGAAUGUUUUGAUUAGUUUGUUUGUAAUAACAUUAGUCAUUACAUGUUAAGGAAUUUUUACAUUUA
Molecule: messenger RNA, 1456 nt
Organism: Solanum verrucosum
Lineage: Eukaryota; Viridiplantae; Streptophyta; Magnoliopsida; Solanales; Solanaceae
Product: F-box/FBD/LRR-repeat protein At1g13570-like
Exons: 3
Coding region: 21-1295 (424 amino acids)
Molecular function (GO): protein binding
Source: RefSeq, a predicted model, not a curated record